CUUGUAGAGAUACAGGUGUGACAGGUGGAUGUACUCAGCUACAAUCUGUCAGAACUCACACACACACACAUCUCUGCUUACUGACUGCAGCACCUCACCAAGCAAAAAUGAGUACCAAUCAAAAAACCGAACCCCCUCCUUAUCUCAUACCAGUUGAAGGUCAAGGGGGUGGAGUGAAAGUUUACCACGUCCACACACCAUUCACCCCUCCCACCUCAGAGGAGAACUCAACAACUCGGGUCACACCAGUGUACACAAGUGGAGGAGGAGGCCUGGGUACGGGGGCCAACACUUCAGAUGGCAAACAAAAGUUUGUGAGCUAUGAUGUGGGACUGGGAUCCAACCCUGGCAUGACAACCUGCCCCAGCUGCCAACAGCAGGUCAUGACAAAUGUCACCUACAAAGCAGGAACUUAUGCCUGGCUGAUGUGCUUACUCUUCAUCUGCCUUGGGUUAGUCCUGUGCUGCUGCCUGAUCCCAUUCUUCAUGAAACGCUUCAAGGAUGCUUACCACACGUGCCCCAGAUGCCACAAAGUCCUGCAUGUUGAGAAGAAACAAUGCUGUAAAUGACAAACAUGAGGGAGGGAAACAAAAGGACCCAUAGAAAUAAGAAAUAACAUCCUGUCACCACCAUCUGCCUUUGGGAUAUUCUGAUGGAAAACAAUCAGUCAUGCCAUUUUCUGACACUGAAAGCUCACACUACAAAAUGUAGCUUAUUUCUAUGGAUGAAUCGUCGCAUUAGUUGAGGCAAAAUCAUACAUGAAUGACUUCCAUGCCGCAUCAUAUUAUUAGCAAACACACUGGGGAUGAUUGUGCUGUCAGCGCUUCAGUAUCACGUGCUGAAAAUCACAAGCUCUGGUCAUUUAAAACACACCCUACACACCCAAUGCACUUUCUUUUUCUUUCUUAUUUUAAACUCUCAUGUUGUCACAAACCUUUGCAAACAGAAUGCUGCUUAGUUGAAGGCUUGUAUAUAGAUUUUUAUCAGCUGUGAAGGGGCUGUGCAUUUGAAAUUUAACCCAAUUUGCUGCCUAUCUGAAGGGAAACUAGUAACAGUGACCAGUGGAAGAAUAUUUGUGUUGAUGUUUUGUGUUCUGGUUGUAAGAAAUGGAAAAAUUCCACAGCAUAAUUAAACCUAGGUGGCUUGUUUGUGUAGUAUUAACAUGAGCAGAUGAAGGACAAUCUGAAUGUUUGAAGAUCAAGUUUUGUCUAGAUUACUUAAAUGUUUACUUUCCAUUGGGUAUUUAACAUUUGUUACAUUGCUAAGAUCAACCAAUUUAAAAUAACAGAAUAUAUAGAGAGUUGUAGAUAUAUAUACAGUCUGUUAUUUUUUUCUACCUUUCUUAAGAACAACUUUUUGCUUGAUAAUUUAAUAUGUAGCAGAAAGCAGGUCAAUGUUUUCUACUUUCUGACCCCAGGCAAAAUUUAGUAUGCUUAAAUUUCCGUUAUUUACCAUAAUUAACUAAUUGAAACCCAUGUUUAUCUAAUAAAAUAAUAUCAUACAGAUGA
Messenger RNA from Melanotaenia boesemani (Boeseman's rainbowfish), 1508 nucleotides. RefSeq lists its product as uncharacterized. NCBI's taxonomy places the organism in Eukaryota, Metazoa, Chordata, Actinopteri, Atheriniformes, Melanotaeniidae. The transcript has 5 exons. Gene Ontology annotation, molecular function: zinc ion binding. The record is from RefSeq and is a predicted model, not a curated record. Bases 108 to 569 code for a protein of 153 amino acids.